UUCGUUUCACCAUUCCUUGAAAUGGGAAAACAACAAAACGAUAAUCGCACAUGAAAGAGAAGCUAAUCUAAGGUUGACGGACCCCUCCCUUCCUUUGUAAUCUCCUUUUUCUUGUUUCCCUAUAUCCACAUUAUCCAUGUGCAAAAGUAUGGUUCCAGUUGGCUGCAGAGCUUGGCUUAGCGAGCAGCAUGACUGCGGCCUCAUGGCUUUAAGUGGUACAUGACGCAGCAAUGGCCUGGUAGCUUGGGCCUGCCCGUAUUGACUGGACCAGCCUUCCUAUUGCAGGUAUCCCCUUCCACAGGCCUGUGUGAAGCCAGGACGCAGGGCAAUGACGAGGCGCACUGUGCGGAAGACAAGACGGAGACCAGCGACCGGACUCACCCAAGACGGCUUUUGUUCCUGGAUGUCGAUGGGGUCUUGCACCCGCUGAAGGUUCGAUUGAUGGGGGAGCAGAAUCAGGUUGAUGCAAAGUACUGCUUCAAGACCAGUUGCAUGGAAGAGCUGCGACGAGUGGUUCUGGAAAGCCAGGCGGAGUUGGUGAUUUCUUCGUCGUGGCGCCAGUUUGAGAGCACCCGGCAAGUUCUGAUGGAACACCUGGGCCAAUAUGGGCUUCUCGUUGGAGACUGGACCACUGUUGCGGGCGGUGAAUCCAAUGAAGCGCGCGUGGAUCAGAUUUUAUCCUAUGUGACUGCGCUGGACGUAGCAUCCUGGGCAGUGGUCGAUGACGAAGAUUUGGCUCCAAAAGAUGCUGCUUCUUCGGAGGGCAUGAUGAAAGCUUUAUUCCGGCAGCAUUUUGUCCGCACAGAGGCAUCAAAAGGACUGGACCGAGUGGCGGGAGACUUGCUCAUAGAGCUUCUGGCAGAGUGAGUGCUUUUCCCUGGACUUUGCUGUCAACACUAACAGACUGACAGAGCGCGUUGACAAUUUCACUUCAAUACUUGAAGUGUUGGAACAACUGUGGGCAACCAAGCUGAAGAAGGAAUGGGUGAGCUACGAAGGCUGAACGCGCGUGCUUUGGAGUCGGCUCACGUGGCGAAGGGCUGGUAGUAGCGAUGGCCUCCAACCUACUAGCAUCAUGUGACGCACGGGAAAAGCUGUGCGUUGAAAAGAAGCAUAGGCAUAUGUUAUCAAAGGCUGCCGCUGCAGUUUGACUGGAACUUUGCUCAAGUGUCUUCCAGGGACAAGGAGAGAAGGCCUGUGAGAUCAAGCAACGUUCAUCUCAGGUUUGCGCAUUCCUCAAAUGCUGGCGUACGCAGGCUCACAGCAUCAAGCAGUGAUGAGAUCCUUUGUCAAGUGGAGGCGCAGCAGUGCGCCCCUAGAGAGUUUGUGCGAUCUUUUGGUUUGACCACCAAGUACAUGAGGAUGAGCAAAGUGACA
Durusdinium trenchii is the source of this 1377-nucleotide messenger RNA. The record is from the annotation of a GenBank genome assembly. NCBI's taxonomy places the organism in Eukaryota, Dinophyceae, Suessiales, Symbiodiniaceae.